Molecule: messenger RNA, 1746 nt
Organism: Oncorhynchus nerka (sockeye salmon)
Lineage: Eukaryota; Metazoa; Chordata; Actinopteri; Salmoniformes; Salmonidae
Product: methionine aminopeptidase 2-like
Exons: 11
Coding region: 117-1625 (502 amino acids)
Biological process (GO): proteolysis
Cellular component (GO): cytoplasm
Molecular function (GO): metalloaminopeptidase activity
Source: RefSeq, a predicted model, not a curated record
UGAGAAAUGAAGAUAGGACGGGCUUAGUUUUCUCUAUUGAGGUCAAGCAGCUGCACAAAGUGCCUAAUAGCUCAUUAUUGGCUCAGCUGCCUGUCUGCCUCGAGCACAGUUUCAGAAUGUGGCCACUGGAGGCUCCCAGCAGUUUAUGCGUCACUUCAUUCCGAACGCCGAUGAUGGCGGAGCUCGAGAUAGUGCAGCCUGAACCGGAGGCGCCCGAAGUUCUCAAUGGGGACGCCGACGAAAACGAAGCGAAAGAGGACGCGGAGCCCUCGGAAACAGGGAAGAAAAAGAGAAGAAAAAAGAAGAAGAAGAAGACCGCUGUCCCAGCAGGGACAAAUGAGUCUGAGGGGGAUGGAGAUACGGGAGGAGGUGUUGGUGAUGUGACGAAACAGUUGGAGCAGCAAGCCCUGCCCGAGGACAUAGAUAAGGAGGAUGAUGGAGAGGAGGAUGGAGAAGAGGGUGAAAACUCCGCAGGGAAGAAGAAGAAGAAGAAGAAGAAUAAUAAGAAGGGAGUGAAGGGGCAGACUGACCCUCCCACUGUCCCUAUUUGUGAGCUGUAUCCCAGUGCUGUCUUCCCAAAGGGAGAGGAAUGUGAAUAUCCUCCAUCUAAAGACGGGCGCAGUGCAGCGUGGCGGACCACCCAUGAGGAGAAGAGGGUCCUUGACAAGGCCAACGAGGAGAUGUGGAGCGACUUCCGUCAGGCUGCCGAGGCCCACAGACAGGUCCGAAACUACAUCAACACCUGGAUCAAACCUGGGAUGACCAUGAUCGACAUCUGUGAACGACUGGAGGACUGCAGUAGGAGGCUGAUCAAAGAGAACGGUCUGAAGGCUGGCCUGGCAUUCCCCACAGGCUGCUCAAUCAACCAUGUUGCUGCCCACUACACUCCUAAUGCUGGUGACCCCACAGUCCUGCAGUACAACGACGUCUGCAAGAUAGACUUCGGCACGCACAUCAACGGUCGAAUCAUUGACUGUGCCUUUACCGUGACCUUCAACCCAAAGUACGACAGAUUACUGGAGGCUGUGAGAGAUGCUACCAACACAGGCAUCAGGUGUGCGGGGAUAGAUGUGCGUCUGUGUGACGUGGGUGAAACCAUCCAGGAGGUCAUGGAGUCUUAUGAGGUGGAGAUAGAUGGGAAAACAUACCAAGUAAAGCCAAUCAGGAACCUCAAUGGCCACUCCAUCGGCCAGUACAGGAUACAUGCAGGCAAGACUGUCCCCAUCGUCAAGGGAGGAGAAGCUACCAGAAUGGAGGAAGGUGAGGUGUACGCAAUCGAGACGUUUGGCAGCACUGGGAGGGGAGCUGUUCACGGUGACAUGGACUGCUCGCAUUACAUGAAAAACUUCAACGUUGGACACGUGCCAAUAAGGCUCCCCAGAGCUAAGCAUCUGCUCAACGUGAUCAACGACAACUUCGGGACGUUGGCGUUUUGCCGCCGCUGGUUGGACCGGCAGGGAGAGAGCAAGUACCUGAUGGCCCUGAAGAACCUGUGUGACCUGGGCAUCAUAGACCCGUACCCUCCUCUCUGUGACACCAAGGGCUCCUACACUGCCCAAUACGAACACACCAUCCUUCUCAGGCCCACCUGUAAGGAAGUGGUGAGCAGGGGUGAUGACUACUGAGUACGUUCCCGUGGGCCAGCUGUCCUCGAACCAGGAAGAACAGGAAGACAAAGAAUGAGAGAAGAUACAGUAUAUCACAAAAGUGAGUAUACCCCUCACAUUUUUGUAAAUAUUUGAGUAU